AUGAAAGUCUUUACUCGCGACCAGAUUGCCCAGGCCAACCCGGAGGACUCCCUGCUCUGCAUCAUUGACUCCCAGGUUUACGACCUGACCGACUUUGUCGAUGCUCACCCUGGUGGAGAAGCAGUCCUUCGUCAGGUUGCCGGCCAGGAUGCGACCGCGGAAUUCUAUAAUGUUCACCGGCACGAGGUUCUCCGGAAAUACUCGUCGCUCCAUGUUGGUCGAAUUGAAGGCGAGGAAAGCCAGGUUGUCCAACGGCAGCCGGGAGACAUCAGUCCGGUGCCCUAUGGAGAGCCAUUAUGGCUGAGACCGGAGUACAAAAGCCCGUACUACAAAAAAAGCCACCGGCUGUUGCAGCAGGCCAUGCGGAAAUUCAUGGAAGAAGAGGUCGAAGAAGAGGCCAGGAGAUGCGAAGAGACCGGGGAGAUCAUCAGUGACAGAUUAGUUCGGCUCAUGGCUGAAAAUAAUAUUCUCGCCAUGCGGAUGGGUCCUGGCGAGCAUCUUCAUGGUCGAACAUUGUUGGGUGGCGUCGUUCAACCCGAGGAAUUUGACUAUUUCCAUGAUCAAAUUGUCCAGCAAGAGAUUGGGUACGUCUCCGCUAGAGGAUUCAUGGAUGGGAACAUGACCGGCAUGACUAUUUCUCUAUCUGUCAUUAUGAAGUAUUGCAACAACGAAGCUUUGAGAAAGAAAGUCUUGGAUGAGUGCCUUUCUGGGCGCAAAAAGAUCUGCCUUGCCGUGUCUGAGGCCUUUGCCGGCUCUGACGUGGCAGGGAUGAGGACAACCGUGGAGAAGUCCCAGGAUGGAUCCCACUAUGUCUUCUCAGGAACCAAGAAAUGGAUCACAAACGGUGUGUUCAGUGACUAUUUUAUCACUGCCGCAAAGACUCCAAAAGGAAUGUCUGUAUUCCUAGUGGAGAGGAGCGAAGGGCUCGAGACCAAACCGAUCAAGACCAGCUAUAGUGCCUCUGCUGGCACAGCAUUUGUGACAUAUGAACAAGUCAAGGUCCCUGCAAGUCAUCUCAUGGGAGAAGAACACAAGGGAUUUGCAGUGGUGAUGAAUAACUUCAACCAUGAGAGAUGGUUUGUGACGUGCGCGGUGAUCCGCCAGAUGCGAGUUGUCACCGAGGAAUGUCUGAAGUGGUCGAACCAACGCAUGAUAUUUGGCAAAAGACUUAUUGAGCAGCCAGUCAUCAGAGCCAGGCUGGCUAAGAUGAUUGCUCAUUGUGAAGCCAACCAGGCAUACCUGGAAACCAUCACGCAUCAAAUGCAGCAGACGCCGGAAUCAGAAAAAAGCAAACUCGGUGGCCCAAUUGGGCUCCUCAAGAUGUUUGCGACGAGAUCAGCCCAUGAGAUUGCAGACGAGUCUGUGCAAGUCUUUGGUGGGCGCGCUCUUACCAGGACUGGUAUGGGGAGGGCUAUCGAGCUGUUCCAUCGAACAUACAAAUUCGAUGCUAUCCUGGCUGGCACAGAGGAGAUCCUUGGCGACCUCGGGGUCCGGCAAGCCAUGAAACGUUUCCCCAAAGCGAUGUUGUAA
This is a messenger RNA of Penicillium lagena, 1530 nucleotides long. Its product is annotated as acyl-CoA dehydrogenase family protein. The record is from RefSeq and is a predicted model, not a curated record. The transcript has 5 exons. NCBI's taxonomy places the organism in Eukaryota, Fungi, Ascomycota, Eurotiomycetes, Eurotiales, Aspergillaceae. Gene Ontology annotation, molecular function: flavin adenine dinucleotide binding; heme binding; acyl-CoA dehydrogenase activity. The coding region runs from base 1 to 1530 and encodes 509 amino acids.